This is a messenger RNA of Botrytis porri, 1647 nucleotides long. RefSeq lists its product as uncharacterized. NCBI's taxonomy places the organism in Eukaryota, Fungi, Ascomycota, Leotiomycetes, Helotiales, Sclerotiniaceae. The coding region runs from base 1 to 1647 and encodes 548 amino acids. Gene Ontology annotation, molecular function: FAD binding. The transcript is spliced from 7 exons. The record is from RefSeq and is a predicted model, not a curated record.
AUGAUGUUUACCCCUGUACUAUGUUUCUUCUUCAGCUAUGCUUUUACCUACGUUAUUGCGGCUUCGCCCGAUUGGAGUGAACAACAGCCAAUUGUAUAUGGAGGUUCUCUCAAGGACGACAGCUGUCAUGAAACGUGUAUAGCUCUCCAACAAAGCCUUGAGGAAACUUACUAUGGAUCCAUUCCCUCGGAUUUUACUCCCACCUACUACUCCUUCCAACAAGCAUCAGUUACGCCAGCUUGUAUAAUACGUCCUCAUUCCCCUUCUGAGGUAUCAUCCGCCAUGAAAAUCAUCCAAGAAUCUGACUGUCAUUUUGCUAUCAAAAGUGGAGGACAUAAUAUGAAUCAAGGGUUUUCCAAUGUGGAGGGCGGUAUUACUAUUGACUUGGUGAGAAUGAAGGGUAUUGAAAUCUCAGGGGAUGAGGAAAUUGUAAAGGUAGGAGCGGGUUGUAGAUGGGGGGAAGUUUAUGAGGUCGCGGAACCGAGGGGAUUGAUGGUCGUGGGGGGAAGGGAUUCGACGGUGGGAGUGGGAGGAUUCCUUUUGGGUGGGGGAAUAUCGCUUCUGUCCCAAAGAUAUGGAUGGGGUUCUGAUAAUGUUCGAAAUUUUGAGGUUGUCCUUUCCAAUGGAACAAUAGCAAAUGCAAAUGCUCAUGAUAACCCAGAUUUGUACUGGGCCUUACGAGGUGGAGGAAAUAAUUUUGGUAUCGUUACGAGAUUUGAUCUACAGACUUAUCCGCAGGGUCCUGCAUGGGGAGGCCAGAAUUACUACAUCUUCUCCGACAUCUCAGCCCAACGCAGUACAUUCUCGAUUCCUCCCCGCCCCUUCCUUCCUCUCUCCCUACGCUCCCUUACCAUUCCCCUCACCAGCCUUUUCCUCAAAACUGCCUGCCUCCUCUCCUAUUGCACAUCCACCACAACCUUCCUAAACGCCAUCCAAGACCUUAUCACGAACCAAACCUCCGACACCUCAAGCCAGUUCUACGGUUCCAUCGGUUACCUCGCCCAAUACGAUUUAUUCGCCGGAGUUACUUGUCUAACGAAUUCAAACGGUGUGGCUAAUCCGUCGGCAUUCGAAAGGAUAAGGAAAUUGGGGGCUUAUAGUACGAAUCGGAUUGCUAGUAUGGGAGAAUUGACGAAGGAGUUGACGAGUAUGGAUGUUUGGGGUGACCGAAUUCUCUGGGAGACCAUGACUCUCUACCCUCAUCCAGAGCUCUCCCAGAAAGCCCUGAACCUCUUCCUUGAGCAAAUAGAAGAGAUAAAACAUGUCCCUGGCUUUCUCCCGAGUUUUGUGUUGCAACCACUGGUUCCUUCUGUCCAUUCGAAUGGGAGUCAGAGUCCAAAUGGAUUAUCUGGAAAUGAUGGGACACUUAUUGUCUUCAACAUAAACAUAUGGUGGUCCUCCCAAGCCUCCGACUCCUACACCCCCCUAGUACAAAAAUCCACACACAACCUCAUCACCAAACUCACUCUGUUCGCUAAGGAACUGGGUAUAUUGCAUAAAUACAUCUAUCCCAACUACGCAGAUGCAAGUCAGGAUGUUUUUGCAGGAUAUGGAGAGGAAAAUUUGUCACGUUUGAGAAAAGUACAGGAGGCGUAUGAUCCGGAUGGUACUUGGAGAAGAUUGCAGAGUGGUGGAUUUAAGAUUUGA